CCUGCUUGAAACACUUCCUGUUAGCACACGUGUGUAGCAGGGAGCCUGGGUUUAGAACUUCCGUAGUUACUGCUUAGGAUUCGUUUUCUUUAUCGGUGUAUACUGUUAAAGGGUCACAAUGAAGCCGAGGCGGCAUCGCAAACAAGCACCCAGCUUCCGUAAGCUCCUGAAAACCAGCAAAUUAAAGCUUGAAAACAAGUUAAAGAACAAGCAGUACAAACAAGAAAGCAGCGCAAAGAAGCACAGAAAAGAGCAGAAAAAGCUCCGGGAGGCUGUGCGAGAUGUUUGUUCCAAAAAGCCAGUCCCGCUGGAUAACACCUAUAAGAGGAAGCAGCCAGUGGAAAAUCAGGAGGUGGAAGAUGACGCUCUACCAUUGGACAUGAUGGAUGAAGAUGAUUUGGAGCUUAUGAGAGAAAUGGCUCAAAGAGCAUCAUUUCUAACGAGAGACCUCUCCUCCAGUGAGCCAGUUCAUGCUAACAAGAGAAAACAGGAUAGUUUGAUGAAUAAAUAUGAGAAGAUGCCAAGACGCAUGAAAAUGGAGGAAGAGAAAGAAGUUAUCCAUCUGCUUCCCAUUAAAGACAAAAGGGGGAUCAUUCCCCAGAGCAUUGAAAAGCCAGUUGUCCUUUCAGAUGAAGAAGUAGUAGAAGAAAUGGAAACUGAAGAACCACCAGAAGAACCUCAGGAACCUGUGCGGAUACUUACUGCUGAGGAACUAUUGGCUCAGAGGAGAGAUAAGCUACAGGAAAAGAAGACGCAGAUUGCAUCAUUGGCGUCCUCUAUACUCUCAGACCCAGAAAACAGUAUAAAAAAACUGAAAGAGCUGCGAGCCAUGCUGAUGGAGCAAGACCCGACUGUGGCUGUUACUGUCAGGAAGAUGGUUAUGAUAUCACUCAUGGAAGUAUUUAAGGACAUUACACCUUCUUAUAAGAUUCGCCCAUUAACAGAAGAUGAAAAGAAUUCUAGGGUAAAAAAAGAAACUCAGAGGUUGCGAGAAUUUGAAGAAGGUCUCGUCAGCCAGUACAAAUUUUAUUUGGAAAAUCUGGAACAGACAAUAAAAGACUGGAAGCAGAUGAAGGCAAAGAAAAGUGAAGUUGUCCCAUUAAAAGCUUACAAAGGCCUGGCGGAGGUAGCUGUGAAUUGUUUAUGUGAACUGAUGGUAUCGCUUUCCCACUUCAACUUCCACAACAAUAUCAUUGUUUUGAUUGUGCCUCUCGUUAAUGAUAAAUCCAAACAGAUUGCAAAUAUCUGCUGUGAAUCUUUGAAGAAACUGUUACGACAAGAUAAGGUUGGUUAUGCCUCUCUGGCCGCUGUUAAGUUGAUCUCGGGAAUGGUGAAGAGCAGAAAUUAUGAUGUCCGUCCAGAGGUGUUGCAUGUGUUUCUUCAUCUUCGAAUUAAGGAAGUGGAAUUAAAGAAAGAUACAGAGGCUACUACUCGUAAACAAAAUAUUAUGUCUUUUAAAGAUAAAAGGAAAAAUCUGUCAAGAAUGCAAAGAAAGUGGAAGAAAACGGAAGAGAAACUAGAACGAGAACUUCUUGAAGCAGAAGCUUCUGAAAACAAGGAGAAGAAGUUGAAGCUGCAUACAGAGACACUGAAUAUUGUUUUUUUAACAUACUUCAGAAUACUAAAGAGGGCUCAGAAAUCUGUUCUCCUUCCUGCUGUUCUGGAAGGUCUUGCAAAGUUUGCCCAUUUAAUAAAUUUGGAAUUUUUUGAUGAUCUUAUUGUUGUUCUACAUAAGCUCAUCGAUUCUGGGGAUCUGAACUAUAGAGAGAGUUUGCAUUGCGUUCAAUCAGCUUUUAAUAUACUUUCAGGCCAAGGUGAUGUUCUUAAUAUUGAUCCUCUGAAAUUUUAUAGCCAUCUUUACAAAACAUUAUUUGGACUUCAUGCAGGCCAUACGAACGAUGACACUGCAAUAGCGCUUCAGUGUUUGGAUGUGAUGCUCACUAAGCGCAGGAAACAAGUGUCACACCAGCGAGCUCUUGCUUUUGUAAAGCGACUCUCAACAUUGGCUCUGCAUGUCCUUCCAAAUUCUGCUAUUGGGAUCUUGUCUGCUAAUAGAGGAGUAAUGCAGGUAUUUCCAAAAACCGAUAUCCUCCUCGAUAAUGAAUCCCACGGCAGCGGGAUCUAUCUUCCUGAGCUUCACGAGCCGGAAUAUUGCAAUGCUCAGAAUACUGCCCUGUGGGAGCUGCAUUUACUACAGAGACAUUUUCAUCCUGUUGUGCGGAUAUUCGCAGCACAUCUUUGUGUAGGGGCCCCAUCUGAUGGCUCAGGGUCUUUACAUACGGAUUUAAGCCGCAGGUCUGCUCUGGAACUAUUUGCAGAUUAUAGUAUAAAUGGAAUGACAUUCAACCCACCUGUUAACGAAUCUGUUCCUAAAAGAAAGGCAAAACCUAAAGUGCAUGAGCUAAAUGAGAACUUAAACGAGUUCAUUCAAACGCAGCUUGAAAAGGUAUCUACAGAACAGCUGGAUUUUGCAAGUCUUUUUAAACCACAGUCUACAUGAUCUGUACUGAACUGUGCAAGAACAAGCUGAAGAACACGUAUUCCACUUAUGGACAUUUUUAAAACAAAAACGAUACAUCUGGAAGGAAAAUGAUUCUGGUGCCCUUGUAUAUGUGACACUUAUAGACGAUGUUACAGAUCAUCAGCACCAUAAAUAAAACAUUUCUCUCACAAAAAAAGCUUUGCUUUGUUUUUAAAAAGAUUUCUUGCGCCUCACAUAGUUUAUGAUAUUUAAUGAUUCAAACGUGUGGAUGACAGAAAACGUACAAUAGCAAGUAUAGUUUAUUCCCUUAAAAUAACGGUCUUUUAAUUGUACAACACAAACUGUUUAUUUUCAUCAUAUACAAAUACAACUGUGUUUCAAGUGUGUAUACAUUAAGUAGUCCGGAUCAAAACUGACUUACAAAUCAAAUAUUUCAAAACUGGCACAAAAAGUCAAAUGUUAAAACAUUUUUUGAUAUACAUAAAUGUAUCACAAAACUCGCAGGACAAAUAUAACACUGAAAGCACAAGUAAUACGCGUUACAUUGCAAUAUUUAUAAUACAUUUAGAGUUGAUUAUGUGCUCUAUUGACCAAUCUUCUGUUGAGUGGUGAGCUACAGGCUAUUAAAGGGACGGCAAAGUGAUAUAUUUCUUUAAAUGUGUAUCUCUUCUGGUUCAUGUCAUAUAUAAUCAUCUAUUUAAUGUGCAUGUUUCCUUAUUACAAUAAAAAGUUAUGUAUAUUUA
Bombina bombina (fire-bellied toad) is the source of this 3225-nucleotide messenger RNA. It is a transcript of the gene NOC3L, whose product is annotated as NOC3 like DNA replication regulator. The transcript is spliced from 21 exons. The record is from RefSeq and is a predicted model, not a curated record. NCBI's taxonomy places the organism in Eukaryota, Metazoa, Chordata, Amphibia, Anura, Bombinatoridae. Gene Ontology annotation, biological process: DNA replication initiation. Gene Ontology annotation, cellular component: nucleolus. Bases 119 to 2500 code for a protein of 793 amino acids. Gene Ontology annotation, molecular function: chromatin binding.